This is a messenger RNA of Penicillium coprophilum, 2034 nucleotides long. Its product is annotated as TolB family protein. Lineage: Eukaryota; Fungi; Ascomycota; Eurotiomycetes; Eurotiales; Aspergillaceae. The transcript has a single exon. The record is from RefSeq and is a predicted model, not a curated record. Bases 1 to 2034 code for a protein of 677 amino acids.
AUGCGUCUGAGAAUUGCUGCUAUAGCGGGUCUCGCUGUCGCCCCUGUGUUAGCCAGCUGCCCUUAUGCUCAAGAUGAGGGUACUGAGGUGGGCAAGGGUGCUAGCCUCCAUGCUCACCUGCGUCGCGGGGGCAUUCCAAGCCAGUCAACUACAGGUGUUCCAUCUCCUAUGCCUUCCGCAGCGGCUGGGAAAAAGGGCCUUUUGUUAAUGAACCGCAUUGCCCCCGGCACCUCAGAAAUAUACAUCGCCAACGCGGACGGCACCAACGAGCGUCCUCUAUUGCAACAUCCCGGUUAUGAAUACCACGCCGAUUUCUCCCCCGAUGGUGAGUGGAUCAGCUUCACCAGUGAGCGCCACGGUGAUGGAAACUCCGAUCUUUGGCGUGUGCGCCCAGAUGGCUCCGAUCUCCAGCCGAUUGUGACGUCCCCAGCAGCGGAAGACAGCGUUGUAAUCUCACCCAAUGGGACGUUGGCAGCAUAUGUUUCAACCGCCAAUAACUACAACGCUAACAUUUGGGUCAAGAACCUAGAGACCGGUGCCGAGUGGAACAUCACCGAUCUCCCGUAUAAUCGGGCAGAUGAGGACAUGAUGCAUGGUCACUUCCGUCCAGCCUGGUCACCAGACGGAGAUUGGCUUGCAUUUUCCUCAGACCGCAACACAAUGUGGGAUGGUCACGGAAAUCAAACCUUCCUGGGCCUCUAUGGCUGGGAGCACACCCAAGAGCUCGGUAUCUAUGUUAUUCGCCCUGAUGGCUCAGACCUUCGCUGUGUCACCCGCCGUGCUGCCCAUUGCCUUGGGUCCCCCAAGUGGUCACCUGAUGGCACGCGCCUCAUAUUCUACGAGAUGACCCGUAGUGCGACGUGGGAUGCACAUCGACCUGAGCUUGUGGGGUUUGCUAACUCCACAAUUGUGUCUAUUGGAGUCGAUGGCAAUGACCGUCGUAUGGAGGUCUGUGGUCCUGGUGUGAAGACUUUUCCUCAAUACGUCACGAAUUCUACCAUUGGGUACCAUCUGAAGGGCGGCUUCAAGGAGGGCUUAUACCUCACAAACGGUACCUACUAUAAUACCACUAUUCGCUCUCCGUCGUGGUCACGCGAUGGAAAGUACGUGGUUUACGAGAAGGCUGGUUGGUCCAUCCGCCCGCUAUUCAAGGAGCUUUACGGCUGGGACAGGGACUGGGAAUAUCGCUUCACUGAUGUGUUCCCUCAACUCUCGUCAGAUGAUCGCGUAGCUGUGACUGAAAAGCAACUUGGGAACUGCUCCAUUGCUACCUUUGACGUAGAGGGCGAUCAGCUCUCUUUGGUCUACAAGCCUGAUAAUACCACUCUCCUAGACACUACGCUGAUUCCCGAAGGCUUGGCCGGCGCGUUCAACCCCAGCUGGUCCCCAGACAGCGAAUGGAUUGUUUUUGGAGUAGGAGCCUGGUUUGAGGCGCGUGAUUGGCGAGGAGCCUGGAUUGUACGCUCCACCGCAAAUGGCACCUACAGCGAGGUACUCACCACCAGCAACCUAUAUCUCAAUAACACCAAGGAUCUAAACACAGGGUUUCCCAGCUUCUCUCACGAUGGGAAACGGAUCGUCUACCGCGUCUGGGGUGCCGACACUGCGAAGUACGGCGAUGAGCCAGAUAUUGGUCUACGAGUCAUCGACAUUGAGACUAAAAAUAUCACCCAGCUCACCAGUAGCUGGGAUAACCUUCCUACUUUCUCGCCCGAUGGAGAUACCAUACUCUUCACCCGCAAGGUUUCCCCGACUAACUACGAUGUCUGCACCAUCCGCCCUGACGGCACUGAUCUUCGUAUCCUAACUUCCAGCGGCGCUAACGAUGCACAUGCCGUUUGGCGCCAGGAUGGGAAAAUUCUGUGGUCCUCCGGCAUGUAUGGGUUCCAGUAUGAGUGUCCUUUAUACGAUGAGACCUUUCAGCCCUACGGUCAAAUCAUGAUCAUGGACUCCGAUGGAUCCAACAAGCGUCCUCUGACCAACUCCAUUUGGGAAGACUCCAUGCCUCUCUUUCUUCCUCACGAUUGGUUCUAG